Molecule: messenger RNA, 1858 nt
Organism: Callorhinchus milii (elephant shark)
Lineage: Eukaryota; Metazoa; Chordata; Chondrichthyes; Chimaeriformes; Callorhinchidae
Gene: rpe
Product: ribulose-5-phosphate-3-epimerase
Exons: 6
Coding region: 39-725 (228 amino acids)
Biological process (GO): pentose-phosphate shunt; pentose-phosphate shunt, non-oxidative branch; carbohydrate metabolic process
Cellular component (GO): cytosol
Molecular function (GO): metal ion binding; D-ribulose-phosphate 3-epimerase activity
Source: RefSeq, a predicted model, not a curated record
GGCGGCCCCCGCGCUCCCCCCCGCGGCCCAGGGCAACGAUGGCGCAGGGCUGCAAGAUCGGACCGUCCAUCCUCAACAGCAACCUGGCCUGUCUGGGGGCCGAGUGCGUCCGCAUGAUGGACUGCGGCGCCGAUUACCUGCAUUUAGACGUGAUGGACGGACAUUUUGUGCCUAAUAUCACAUUUGGUCACCCGGUGGUGGAGAGUCUCCGGAAGCAGUUGGGUCUGGAUCCGUUCUUUGACAUGCACAUGAUGGUUUCUAAGCCAGAGCAAUGGGUGAAGCCAAUAGCAGUGGCUGGUGGCAAUCAGUACACAUUCCAUCUGGAAGCAACAAAUAAUGCAGGAGCACUCAUCAAAGAUAUCCGAGAAAAUGGCAUGAAGGUGGGUUUGGCAAUUAAACCAGGAACUUCUGUGGAAGAGUUGGCUCCUUGGGCUAAUCAGAUUGACAUGGCCCUCGUGAUGACUGUGGAGCCUGGGUUUGGAGGUCAGACAUUUAUGGAUGACAUGAUGCCAAAGGUGCAGUGGUUGAGAACCCAGUUUCCUUCUUUGGAUAUUGAAGUUGAUGGAGGUGUGGGACCAGAUACAAUACAUAAAUGUGUAGAGGCAGGGGCAAACAUGAUUGUGUCUGGCAGUGCAAUAAUGAAAAGUGCUGAUCCCAGAUCCGUGAUGAACCUUCUCCGAAAUGCAUGUAUGGAAGCUAUUCAGAAGCGUUGUUUGGACAGGUGAAACACCAACAGUAUGUUAACCUACUGUGCCUGCUGUUAACCUACAGUGCGGUGGAUAUGGACUUAACGAGAUAAAUAUUGUUAUAAUUGCUAUAUUGACUGAAUAAUACAGCAAAAUAUGAUUUCUGCAAUGUACUAUUUGGAGCAGUGCAUAAGAAAUGGAUUAUUGUAUGGAUAUUUUGAUUUAUUUGCAAGAAACCUUGAAAGUCUUUGAUAAUGCAUUAAUUUCAAUGCCUAGCCAUUUAUUCUCUUCUUCCUCGCCCACCCCUCAAUUUCCAGUCUCCUCUGAAUAAAGAUUUAUCUGUGGCAAAAUAUUACAAACAGGGCAUGUUUAUUCCAUGUAAAAUGUAUGAAGUGAAAAAAUAUUAACCAGGCUUUUUUCCUGGAUUUAUAAUGCAGGUAGAAUUAAUUCAUAAAAACAAAAUGUCUUUUAUGCUGCAGCAGAAAGGAUAGGUAUUCUAACUUGCUUUAAUGCUCAUCUCUUGAAUAUGUCUACCUCAUUUGGGGGGUGGAAAUAAACCUUACAUUUGAUAUAGCACCUUUUACAUAAAGCUUCACGGGAUUUUUUUAUGCAGAGUGUAAUGACUAUUAUUUUGUAGGCAAAAACAAUCAAAUCAAUACUUGCCUAAAAUGAGGUUUCACUCUUGUGAUUUUGGAGACUGGUACAAUUAUCUCCAAUUCUCUGACAUUAUUCUGAUGGUUAGAAAUGUAGAGACUAGCCUAGGUUAGGAACACAAGCACUUAAGUGUCAAAAUAUAAAUAAUGUUAUCAAGAGGUAUUAGCCCUGAUUCAAGAAUGAGCGACUUUUUAUAAAUGCAAUAUGAAAUUGGUUCCCCUGACAGCAGAUAUGAUUGAUUUUUUGAACCUUAGGAGUUGUAAUCUAGUGUGUAAAAUAUGUCUGAAAUAGAAAUCUGCAACAGCAUGCUGGAUCCCAUCCACAUGCCUUGCAUAUUUUAGAAUAUAAUCUUUUUUAAAUAUCUCUAGACAUCAUUUGAGUUUUCCCUGAUUAAUGUUAUCUUGCUUGUUAGAUUCAUCCAUUGAGGCUUUGUAUUGCUGUUUGAGCUGCUUGCCUGAAAAUUUCUGACCAGGUUUAGAUGUAUUGACUAGCAAUAAAAAUAUUGUAAUUAGAAUUAA